AUGUCGAGCACGAUCUUCUACCGGUUCCGGUCGCAGAAGGACCCCUCGCGGAUCCUGUUCGACGGGACGGGCAUCACGGUGUUCGACCUGAAGCGCGACAUCAUACAGGAGAACAAGCUGGGGGACGGGACCGGGUUCCAGCUGCGGCUAUACAACCCGGACACGGGCGAGGAGUACGACGACGACGGCACGGUGGUGGCGCGGUCGAGCAUGGUGAUCGUGCGACGAGCGCCCGCGGAGCACGGAGUGGCGGGGAACGCCUCGCGGUACGUGCAGGGCCGGCCGCGGGUGGCGGCGCGGGCGCAGGGGCCGGCGGUGGGCGGCAGCUUCGGGAGCUACGUGGCGGGCGGGGUGGGCGGCGGCACGGAGGAGGAGCGGAUCGCGCGAAUGUUCGCGAGCCAGGAGAACCAGUGGCAGGAGACGCAGCAGGCGAUGAGCGCGGCGGUGCCGGUGUACCACAGCCGGUCGCACGGCGCGGCGCAGGACGAGGGCCCGCCGCCGCCGGGCUACAUGUGCUACCGGUGCGGCGGCAAGGACCACUGGAUCAAGAACUGCCCGACGAACUCGGACCCGAACUUCGAGGGCAAGCGGAUCCGGCGCACGACGGGUAUCCCGAAGAAGUUCCUGAAGUCGGUGGAGAUCGACCCGCUGACGAUGACGCCCGAGGAGAUGGCGGAGCGCAAGAUCAUGGUGACGGACGACGGCAAGUUCGUGGUGCAGGUGGCGGACCAGCACUCAUGGGAGGACUACCAGCGCAAGCAGCAGCAGCAGAAGAUCGCGGUGCGCGAGCAGGACGCCGUGUGGCUGCCGAACCGCUUCGAGGACCUGCCCGCGGAGCUCAAGUGCCCGAUCACGAACGGCCUGGUACGCGACCCCGUGCGCACCGCGCGCUGCUGUGCGCGGCUGGUCUCGCGCGCGCCAAUGGAGGACGCGCUGCUCGCGAGCGACUUUGUGUGCCCGCUGUGCGGCGCCCCGGACGUGCUGCUCGACUCGCUGGCGCCCGACGCCGAGUCCGCCAAGGCUGUGGACGAGUUCCUCGAGAGCCAUGGCAGCAAGCGCGCGGCCGACGCGCCCGCGGACGACCCCACGAAGACCAAGAUGCCCAUGAUGCCGAUGCCGCCCUUCGGCAUGCCCUUCAUGUUCCCCAUGCCCUUCAUGCCGCCAGUGCCGCCGUCGGAAAGCAAAAAGUAG
Eremothecium gossypii ATCC 10895 is the source of this 1191-nucleotide messenger RNA. RefSeq names its product cleavage polyadenylation factor subunit MPE1 (gene MPE1). The coding region runs from base 1 to 1191 and encodes 396 amino acids. The transcript has a single exon. Lineage: Eukaryota; Fungi; Ascomycota; Saccharomycetes; Saccharomycetales; Saccharomycetaceae. Gene Ontology annotation, biological process: ubiquitin-dependent protein catabolic process; mRNA processing; protein ubiquitination. Gene Ontology annotation, molecular function: ubiquitin protein ligase activity; nucleic acid binding; zinc ion binding. The record is from RefSeq and is marked provisional. Gene Ontology annotation, cellular component: nucleus.